Messenger RNA from Chroicocephalus ridibundus (black-headed gull), 1248 nucleotides. It is a transcript of the gene FNDC11, whose product is annotated as fibronectin type III domain containing 11. The record is from RefSeq and is a predicted model, not a curated record. Gene Ontology annotation, molecular function: protein binding. Lineage: Eukaryota; Metazoa; Chordata; Aves; Charadriiformes; Laridae.
AUGGCCACCAGGCCAGAUGUGGCCCUGGGUGCCAGCCGGGCAAGCACCAACCUCACCCCGGAGGGAUUUAAUGUCGGAGAGCCCAUGGACAGUCAAGGGGGUCCUCGGCAGAGGGACAGCCCAGCCCCGGUGCUCUGCCACACGGCAGAAAAGGCCAUGGAUGGCAACAAGCUGUCACUUAUUAAACACCUUUUAUCCCAGCAGCUCUCCAGUGCCAGCUCGGACGGGAGCAGUGCAGCCCGCAGUGUUCGUGGGACAGCCAUGGUCACCCCAUCCUUCCUCCUGCAGAAACCCCAGCAACUGAGCUUUGGAAUCAUGGCUGAGGCUUUGAAUGGACUUGAAACCAGUUCGGAGAGUGCUGCGCACGGCGGAGAAGACAACAAUGCCAGCUGGGAGCAGUACCUGGAAAGGAGAACCCUUCUUCUGCAGUUCCUGCGCUCCGACCUGAGCCUCCACAACCUCCAGCACCACUGGAACAACGUCGAGCUUCUGAAGAAGUGUUACUUUUACUUGGAGAUUGAGCCCAAACACGUGAACGUGAGAGACCAGAACGACGUGCUGCAUUGCAUUGACAUCUUGCAAGUAAUAGACCCCAUCCGACUGGAGAGGGUGAAGAAAGUGGGAAAAAAACAGACUGAAAUCCAGCUGUUUCUUUUAACUGAGCUGCUAGAACAGCUGAAACGGGGUUGGGAGGAGCUGAGCUGUUACGUAGAGACCUGGGAUGUGAUAACUUUCCUCUCCAGGUGGGACCUGAUUGUGCAGAGAGUGUCCCAGCUCUCCAUGUCGAUGAAAAAUCUCCGUUCCUUGCAAGAGCCAGGAAAGCUCUAUAUCAAGCACCGUUUGGUCUCACAUGCAGGUCUUAGAGGCACCGGGCUCUCCAACAUUAGGCUUUCUCUCUAUACGAAAAGGCCACUGAUUUUUGAUCGAAAAGAAUCAGUUGCACACAAGGACUGGGCCGAGCUCAAGUGGUUUACCGAAAACCAAGAGUCACACGUCGAAGAAUGUGAACUGCACGUUAAGUUGCUGACAAACGGGAGUCAGACGGAAGUGGGAUACGGUAGGCUUCAGCAAGUCACCUCCAACACAUGCAUAGUCCAGAACCUGCAGCCUGGCAGCUCGUACGAAUUCACCAUUCGAAGACUGCACACUCUAACGCUUGUCUUUGUAAGGUGGCACGAUAGCAUUACGCUGAAGACAAAGAAUAACGUUGUUGAAGACGUGGAAGCAGCCCCUAAGGCACCAGAAUGA